AUGUCCGAACAAGCUCGAGUGGAAGCCCUCAAAGCUUUCAAGCAGAUCCUUCCAUCCAGUGUGUCGCCUGGAGAAGCAACGGAAGCCUACAAUGGGGUUGAUAACAUCGCAUACAACAUUUCGAGAUUGCCCUUGGGUGCUCCUCGAGCAUUGAAAGUGAUAUGCAUUGGUGCAGGCUUCAGUGGCCUGGCGUUUGCGCGAGAGGUCGAACGAGGCCAUCUGCCCAACGUGAGUCUUACGGUGUACGAAAAGAAUGCUUCGGUUGGAGGGACCUGGUAUGAGAAUCGCUAUCCAGGAUGCGCCUGUGACAUUCCUGUUCAUAACUACCAGUACUCUUGGGCACCGUGCCCUUAUUUCAAGAGCUAUUAUGCCACUGGGAAAGACAUCCAUACGUACAUCGAGGCAGUCGCCGACCAGCACAGACUUCGUCAGUACGUCAAGGUCUCCCACAAAGUCAUCGGGGCCAAGUGGAUUGAAGAACGUCAGAAGUGGCAAGUGAAUUGUGUCGCCACUGAUGGCAGAGAGCUGAUGGUCAGCAAUCGAGUCAACCAGGAUGGGGAGGCCGGAGAGCCGUUUAUUGAAGAAUGCGAUGUCUUGAUUAACGCUGGAGGCUGCUUCAAUGACUGGAAAUGGCCAACUAUACCCCGAAGGGAGACGUUCAAGGGGCAGAUGCUCCAUUCUGCAGCUUGGCCCCAGGACGCCACUCUUAAAGGCAAGACUGUGGCAUUGAUUGGCAACGGUAGUACGGGCGUUCAAAUCCUGCCAAACAUCCUCGAUGACGUGGAAAGGGUCUAUGUCUACAUUCGCAGUAAGACGUGGGUAACGCCCAGCUUUGCUCAGAAGUUUGCUGGGCCAAAUGGAGCGAAUGUCUACUUUACAGAUGAACAAAAGGAGCACUGGGCCCGAAAUCCCGAUGAAUAUCUUCAGUAUCGAAAGAAUGUCGAGCAGGAGCUGAAUUCCCGUUUCCGCCUCUACCUGAAGCAUUCUGACGCACAAAAGGAAGCUCUCCAAUACUCCAUUUCUCAAAUGACUGAGAAGCUCUCAGCCAAGCCACAGAUUGCCGAGAGGUUGAUUCCUGAAUUCGCCGUUGGCUGUCGGCGCACAACACCCGGAAACGGCUACCUGGAAGCUCUCUGUUCCCCCAAGGUCGAGAUUAUCUGGGGGGGUAUCGAGUCCUUCACCGAAUCUGGUCUUCUAGCAGCGAACGGCGAGCAACGAGACGUGGAUACCAUCAUCUGUGCCACCGGCUUCAACAUGUCCUUCUCUCCUCGCUUCCCGGUCAUAGGUCGCAACAACAUCAACCUCCAGGAGAAAUGGGACGACAACCCAGAGUGCUAUCUUUCGGUCUCUGCCGCUGAUAUGCCCAACUACUUCAUGUACCUUGGGCCAGGCAGUCCCCUUGGACAUGGCAGUGUCGUUAGCUCCCUCGAGCGCGUAACAGAGUAUAUCGCAAAGUUCGUCCGCAAGCUUCAGACCGAGAACUAUAGCUCUGUCGUGCCCAAGCCACAUAUCCCUCGUGCAUAUCAGCGACACGCCUUGGCCUGGUUAGACAAGACUGCCUGGAACAGCAAUUGCGCAUCCACGUACAAGAAUGGCAGGCCCGACGGUCCUUUGAUCUCCCUUCAUCCGGGGUCGAGAUUGCACUAUUUCCGGCUUUUGAGUGGUCCUCGCUGGGAGGACUUUGACUGGAGUAGUCUGUGUCACGACGAAGAUCUUACCUUUGCCUGGCUAGGCAAUGGGUUUAGCGUAGAGGAGUGUAAGGAAAAUAGCGAAGAGGAUCUGACGUGGUUUCUUCCUCGCGUUGAGGCCGACGAAAUAAUCAAAGCAACGUUCUAA
Messenger RNA from Aspergillus puulaauensis, 1836 nucleotides. Its product is annotated as flavin-containing monooxygenase. Bases 1 to 1836 code for a protein of 611 amino acids. The record is from RefSeq and is a predicted model, not a curated record. The transcript is spliced from 6 exons. NCBI's taxonomy places the organism in Eukaryota, Fungi, Ascomycota, Eurotiomycetes, Eurotiales, Aspergillaceae.